AUGGAUCUUUUAUCCUCUGAGCUCUCACGCCUGAGCGUACGCGCCGUGGAUAUGAGUAACGACAUACUUGAUGUACUGGAUAAAUUGAAUGUGGAACUACUCAAACUCUCAGGUGGUCCCGGCAUUAAAGUCAAGGCUCUCAAGGAUUGCAGCGCAACCUUUGUCACUGUACGAACUUUGAUUGCUCAAGAGCUCGACUACUCAUACAGUGGAGAUGCGCAGCAAUUGAUGGCCUGCAUCGAGAUAAAAUUUCCCCGUUUGAAAACUCUUGUCUGGGAUUGGAGCAUCGUAGAUCCUGCCCUUACCAUUGAUGGCGACUCGAAGAGUGCCAUUGCAGGACUUGUGCAGUUGUUCAAGAGAAUGGAGCUGAACUGCUUGGCAAUAAUAGCAUACACACCAUGCAAUGACACGAAGUAUGCUUCAGGAGAGCUAGCGCGCUCCCUUGUCGAAGCCCAGUUGCCAUCUGUUCAACUGUUCCGAUUCGCUUCGAAAGGACUAUCUCAGGGCCAGGACAAUUUCACAGUAAUAACAGCUGGUAACGACUAUCAGACAAUGAGUAAAAUUCAUUCCAUCUACGUCGAAGGCCGAACUUCUGCUCCUGAUCUUCGGUUCCUAAUGCAACUGUUGGAUGACGUCACGCCUCCUUUCUCUUCUGCAACGGUAGUGGAAUUCGGAGGAUUUGACGAAGACAACAUUCGGAGGGCGUACCAAGCGCGACAAUCGCACUGA
This is a messenger RNA of Ostertagia ostertagi, 729 nucleotides long. The record is from the annotation of a GenBank genome assembly. Lineage: Eukaryota; Metazoa; Nematoda; Chromadorea; Rhabditida; Trichostrongylidae.